AUGUCAAAAUCAGAUUUGUUGUUAUCAGAGCUAUCCAAAUUCCAAUUCCAUUCCUCGUCCUCAAUCAGAUUUUUUCCCCAUACUGUGAACCUUAUCGCAAAGGCUUUUCUUUCUUUCUUCUACCGUCAGCCAAAGCGGAAACGACAAGUGAAGGUCGCAAAACGAGGCCGUAAAUGUCCCUCUGACAACAAUGACAUCAUAACUCUUGAAGAUGGUUUGGAAAAUGCCGAGCUCACCCCUCUAGAGCAAGAACUCCUCGACGAGGAGUGUGGUGGCCCUGCAAACUCUGAAGACUCAGCUGAAACAGCCACAUCAUCAACAGUUUCGGACGACGUUGAUGAAGCAAAGUAG
Messenger RNA from Suillus fuscotomentosus, 351 nucleotides. RefSeq lists its product as uncharacterized. NCBI's taxonomy places the organism in Eukaryota, Fungi, Basidiomycota, Agaricomycetes, Boletales, Suillaceae. The record is from RefSeq and is a predicted model, not a curated record. The transcript has 3 exons. The coding region runs from base 1 to 351 and encodes 116 amino acids.